Messenger RNA from Capsella rubella, 2253 nucleotides. Its product is annotated as transcription factor IIIB 60 kDa subunit. Gene Ontology annotation, biological process: transcription by RNA polymerase III; DNA-templated transcription initiation; transcription preinitiation complex assembly. Lineage: Eukaryota; Viridiplantae; Streptophyta; Magnoliopsida; Brassicales; Brassicaceae. Gene Ontology annotation, cellular component: nucleus; transcription factor TFIIIB complex; transcription preinitiation complex. Bases 316 to 2118 code for a protein of 600 amino acids. The transcript is spliced from 19 exons. The record is from RefSeq and is a predicted model, not a curated record. Gene Ontology annotation, molecular function: RNA polymerase III type 3 promoter sequence-specific DNA binding; TBP-class protein binding; RNA polymerase III general transcription initiation factor activity.
GAUCUUUUGCUAACUCUUCAGAGCAAAUAUCUCAACACGUCUCUCAGCUUCGCCUUUCUCCGCCGCCACCGUCGUCGUGACUAGAACCGGUAUGCUAUAUAUAUUAGUAAUCAUGGUGAACCAACAAACCACCGAGCCCUAGUUCUUCCCACUGCCUCGCACGAUCGUGUAAAAGGAGUUUGUUUCGCCAGAAAAAUCUGAUCUUUCUCUUGAGCAGUAAUACUGGAAGCUGUUGUUUUGAAUCGGCUCAACCUCAACCUUGGGUUUUGGAUCAAUAUUAGUAGCUAAGCUGGGAGCUUUGUGAGUCACGGAGCUAUGGUGUGGUGUAACCAUUGUGGGAAGAAUGUUCCCGGAAUACGACCCAACGAUGGUGGAUUGGCAUGUAACUUAUGUGGGAGGAUAUUGGAGAAUUUCAAUUUUUCUACUGAUGUUACAUUCGUAAAGAAUGCUGCUGGGCAGAGCCAAGCGUCAGGUAAUAUAGUAAGGAGUGUUCAGAGUGGGAUCUCAAGCUCACGUGAAAGGAGAAAUAGAAUAGCUAGAGAUGAGUUUAGGAAUUUGAGGGAUGCCUUGGGAAUUGGUGAUGAGAGAGAUGAUUUGAUUGACAUGGCUGCUCGAUUCUUUUCAAUGGCCGUUGAGCAAAAUUUCACUAAGGGCCGUAGGACAGAACUGGUACAGGCUUCUUGUCUUUACUUGACUUGCAGGGAAAAGAACAUUCCGUUUCUUCUUAUUGAUUUCUCAAGUUACCUACGAGUUAGCGUUUAUGAGUUAGGUUCUGUGUACUUGCAACUAUGUGAAAUGUUGUACAUUGCGAACGAUCAGAAUUAUGAAAAGCUUGUUGAUCCUUCGAUUUUCAUUCUUCGAUUUUCAAACAGCUUAUUGAAAGGAACACAUGAUAGAGCUGUUGUGACAACAGCUAUAAACAUUAUAGCUAGUAUGAAGAGAGAUUGGAUGCAGACCGGCCGGAAACCUAGUGGAAUAUGUGGAGCAGCACUUUACACAGCUGCUCUUUCUCAUGGUAUCAAGUGCUCUAAGUCAGAUAUUGUAAACAUUGUCCAUAUAUGUGAAGCAACGCUAACCAAACGACUGAUUGAGUUUGGCAAUACAGAGUCUGGAAAUUUAAAUAUUGAUGAGCUCACAGAGAGAGAAAAAGAGAUGCAGGAAAGAUUGUUUACCAUGAAACCAACAUCAAACAAAGAGGAUGUGCUCUGUAAGCAUCAGGAUUGUAAACCUUUUGGUUAUGGACUAUGUGAGGACUGUUACAAAGAUUUCAUAGUUGUUUCUGGUGGACUUGCUGGUGGGUCGGAUCCCCCUGCUUUCCAGCGCGCAGAGAAAGAGAGAAUGGACAAAGCAAACGAGGGAGGAAUUGGUAGCCUUAACCAUGAUGAACAUUCAGAGAAAGGACCAGACUAUUACAGUGGGAACAAAAGCAAAAAACAGUGUUCUGAGAAAAGUGAAAAAAAUAAAGAUGGGGCUGAAGAGAAUGCUGAUACAUCGGAUGAAUCAGGCAACUUUUCUGACAUCGAUGAUGAAGAGGUAAAUGGCUAUAUUAACAACGAGGAUGAAAAGCAUUAUAAGAAGAUCGUAUGGGAAGAAAUGAACAAAGUUUAUAUUGAGGAGCAAGCGGCCAAGGAAGCAGCUCUUAAGGCUGCUAGUGAAGCUUUAAAAGCAAGCAACUCUAAUUGCCCGGAACAUGCAAGAAAGCUUUACGAAGCUACUAUAGCUUCUAAGAAGCAAAGUAGAAAGGAGAAGCAGCAGAAAAAAGCUGAGGAAGAAAAGAACGCGGCUCCCCCAGCCACAGCCAUGGAAGCUGUUCGCCGAACGCUUGUUAAAAAGAGACUUACAACGGUAAUCAACUACGACGUCUUGGAAGAACUCUUUGACACAUCGGCAGGAGAGAAUCUACCCAAGAAGUCGAAAACCGAGGCAGGCAUGGAGAAGGAGAAGAAGGAAGAGAAGAGCAAUGAGCCUGAGAUUGGUGAAAAUGAGGAUGAAGCUGAAGAGGGUGAAGAAGGCUAUGUAGAAUCAUACGACAUGAACACAAAUUUUCAAAACGGGGAGAAACUAUAUGAAGAGGAAGAGGAAGAGGAAGAGGAUGGUUAUGAUUUUGAAUUGUAUUGAUCUCAUCUCUUGUGAUUGUAAACCAAACUAUUCGGUCUUUUAGUCGCCGGACAAACUGAUUUUGCGUGCAGUAAUAUACGAGAACCCCCAACAAACUUAUGGUUUUAUACUUUUAUAUCAUAGUAUCUUUGUCUC